AUGCCCUACCUUGCACCAAAAUUACUAUACACUUUCCUAUUCGCAUGUCAAGGUUCAGCCCCGGUCUAUCUCGCUCUCUUUUAUUCCUCUCAACUCGGUCUCAAGAGUGAUCAGAUCGGUCUUCUUGUCGCUAUUGCACCAUUCAUUUCUGCCAUUGCUUGCCCGUUAUGGACAUCGUUAGCCGAUAAGACAAAGACCCAUCGCUAUAUCAUGUGCAUUGUUCAUACGCUUGCAACACUUGCGAUCGUCAGCGUCAUGGGCAUCUCGGUUGCAGUACAACAUAUCGAACCCGAAGGUGAACGAAGCAGUGUAACAGUGGCCUUGGUUACCAUCACAUCCGUUUGCUUUGCAUUCUUUGGAGUGCCUGUGGGUCCUUUGGUGGAUGGUGGAGUGCUCAAGAUUCUCGGUCGACACAAGGAUCAAUAUGGUCGACAGCGAAUGUUUGGAUCUAUUUCAUUUGGUGUAGCAUCUUCGUUGGUGGGCUUUAUUACCGAUUGGACAAACGACAUGAACGCCAUCUUUUACGUGUAUGCAAUCUCAGCUGUUUGUUUCAUUAUGGUGGCAGGAAGCACGCAAUUCAAAACGGAAAAGAUUGAUACUCAACGAGGCCAGUUGCUUUUACGACCUCCUCAAUUCAAACCAUCUUUUAAUCGAACGAUCGCUGCACCACGUCCUUCCCCAUCUUCAUCAUCGUCAACCUCACAACAGCAGCAGCAACAACAACAACAAAAGCAACAAAGGAAGAGGAUAAAACAAUUUCAACUUGAUUAUGACGCCUAUGAAGAUGAUGAUUUCUUUACCGAUGGCAUGGAAGAUGAUAUGCAAAUGCGUCAAAAUGAAAUUCAGCGACUGAUCCAAUUCGCUACGGAGUCCAGCAUCAUUGAAGCCGUCAAUUUAUCGAAUCCACCAGCAUCUCGACGCCGUUAUUCCAAUGUCACCGGUACCGAUAUGGAUGAAGCUGCCAAUGCUGUCAAUGCAAGAACACCUACCAAUGUGAUUGAACUCUUGCGUGAUCCACGUGUCCUCCUCUUUUUCUUGACCAUGAUGCUUAUGGGUGCUUCAUUGAAUAUGGUCGUCAGCUUUUUAUUCAUCUUUCUCAAACAAGAUCUCGGUGCAAGUUCAUCCGUCGUUGGUUUGACAGGCUUGGUUGGAUCCGUCACAGAGUUGUUGUUCUUUUUCUAUUCAAGAGAUCUCAUUCGUUUAUUUGGCAUCAAGAGUCUCAUCAUCCUCGGUCACGUGCUUACCAUCAUCCGUAUCUUUUCUUAUACCAUUCUUCCCAAAGGACCCAGUGGGGCUAAUAUUGCUCUGGUAUUGCACUUGCUCAAUGGUGUGGCAUUCUCGGCAUUGUGGGGUGCUGGCGUUGUUCAAGCGGAUGAAUUAGCUCCUCCAUCACUACAAGCAACUUCUCAAGGUUUAUUGGCUGCCAUGUAUGCGGGUGUUGGUGCUGGCUUGGGUAGUCUGAUGGGUGGUAUCAUUUACCAACGAGCAGGAGCCAAAAGCAUGUUUGCUACAGCCAUCGGGAUCACCACGCUAAGUCUUGAGUUGUAUCUUGAAGCCAACACACGCUGGGGAUUGAGUGACAUGAUCAAAUGGACGUAUCGGAUGACGGUGCGAAUGUAUAAAUGGACACAACGAGGACGAGGACCCGUGCCAAGAUGGAGUGGACCUCGUAGUAGAGGACAUAUUCGACUUGAAGGAGAAGAUGGCGACGACGACUACUAG
This is a messenger RNA of Lichtheimia ornata, 1722 nucleotides long. RefSeq lists its product as uncharacterized. Gene Ontology annotation, molecular function: transmembrane transporter activity. Lineage: Eukaryota; Fungi; Mucoromycota; Mucoromycetes; Mucorales; Lichtheimiaceae. The record is from RefSeq and is a predicted model, not a curated record. Bases 1 to 1722 code for a protein of 573 amino acids. The transcript has 5 exons. Gene Ontology annotation, cellular component: membrane.